AUGUCAGCGAUCACCAUGUCUUACCCUGAUCAACCGGGCUCGCCCUCUGGGCUGUCAACGCGCCGUUUGACGAACAGGAAUACCAACAGGUACUCUGUUACGGCUCUGUUUAGUAUGGUUGCAGAGCAGGAUGUGGAAGUAGAGGAUGAUCUCGCACGAGCGCAGAAACGCCUGAGGGACCUCAAGGGCAAGAUAUCUGCCCAGUCAAAGAAGAACUUCGUUUUGGAGCGUGAUGUACGAUACCUUGACUCGAGAAUCGCGCUGUUGAUUCAGAACCGAAUGGCAUUGGAUGAGCAAAGAGAAGUCGAAAGAACUCUUGAAGAGGUUGAUCCCACAGAAGGACACUAUCCUGACGACAGGAAGCUACAGCAAUACUCGAAUCUCUUCUUCCUCCUGCAAUCUGAACCACGACACGUCGCCGCCCUUUGCCGCCUAGUCAGCCUUUCCGAAAUAGACACCCUCCUCCAAACAGUUAUGUUCACACUCUACGGAAACCAGUAUGAAAGCAGGGAAGAACAUCUUCUCCUAACCAUGUUCCAGUCCGUACUCUCCGCCCAAUUCGAAACCGCGACAGAAUUUGGCUCCCUACUUCGCGCGAAUACACCAGUAUCUCGAAUGAUGACAACGUAUACCCGUCGUGGCCCAGGCCAGAGUUAUCUCAAGAGCGUUCUCGCCGAACGCAUCAACAGCUUGAUUGAACACAAGGAUCUCAAUUUGGAGAUUAACCCGGUCAAAGUGUACGAACAGAUGGUAAACCAGAUCGAAGAGGACACCGGCUCUCUACCACCGAAUCUUCCACGAGGGGUCGCUCCAGAAGUCGCAGCCGAGAAUCCAGACGUUCAAGCUAUCAUAGCUCCCCGCUUGACGAUGUUGAUGGAGAUUGCAAACAGUUUCCUGUUAACAAUCAUCGAGAGCAUGGAAAGUGUACCGUAUGGGAUACGGUGGAUAUGUAAACAGAUCCGCAGUCUGACACGGAGAAAGUACCCAGAGGCCACGGACUACGCUAUUUGCUCCCUUAUCGGUGGCUUCUUCUUCCUUCGCUUCAUCAACCCUGCCAUCGUCACCCCACAAGCGUAUAUGUUAGUUGAUGGCGUUCCAGCGAAACAUCCCCGCCGAACGUUAACUUUGAUAGCGAAGAUGCUUCAGAACUUGGCUAACAAGCCUUCAUAUGCGAAGGAGGCCUACAUGAUCACACUCAAUCCGUUUGUUGAGAAUAACAAAGCACGAAUUAACCAAUUCCUCAACAACCUUUGCGAAGUUGGUGAUUUCUAUGAGACCUUGGAGAUGGAUCAAUACAUGGCUUUGUCCAAGAAAGAUUUGGUAAUUCACAUCACCAUGAACGAGUUGUACAACACACAUUCCCUAAUAUUGCAACAUAUCGAGACUUUGUCCCCAAAUGACAAACAUCACCUAAGGAUUCUAACCGAUGAAUUAGGGCCGGCGCCUCCUCAAGUUCCUCGCAAAGAAAACAGGACGAUCGAGCUCAAUCUUUACAGUCGCUGGGAGACGCCGGUACAUGAUCUACAGUCCGCACUUCUAGACAACAUAUCAUCAAACGACAUGUUGUACAUGGAAGCCAAGUCGAUAUUCGUGCAGCUUAUUCGCUCCCUUCCCAAUAUUGGCAAAGGACCGUACAACCUGGCGUCAAUCGCAGAACGUGCAGCAACGACGAAGGAUAGUACGCUGGUCCGCAAGGGAAUCAAGGUCAAGGAGAUGCUCCGCGAAUUGGAAGAGCAAAGAAUCAUAGACCGUUCCGAUGGAUAUCGCUUGAUGCAAGAGGAGGUUGGCGCGGAGCUCGUGCAUCUGGGUAACUUGCGGGAGAAGGUGCUCUUGGAAACGAAGUCCCUCGAGGCCGUCUACAAGACCAUUUGUGACCAUAAUAACUAUCUGCGGUCGCAGCUAGAGCAGUAUAAGGCCUACCUGCAGAACGUCAGACUUACGGCGACAAAGGACAAAGGCAGUACGACCGGCGUCGGUGUUGUCACAGUGGGUGGGAAGGAGAAGAAACCAACCAAAGCUGUUGUACUGGGCCCAUAUAGGUUCACGCAUGCGCAACUCGAGAAGGAGGGUAUCAUUGUUGAAAGUAAUGUCCCUGAUAAUCGGCGGCCCAAUAUAUAUUUCAACAUUACAUCACCUUCACCAGGUACAUUCAUCAUUGCCCUCCAUUACAAAGGUCGCGAGAAAGCCAUCUUGGAAAUGGAUCUCAAGAUCGAUGACCUUUUGGAAAAGCAAAAAGACAACAAGCAUUUGCUGGACCUGGAAUAUGUACAGUUGAACGUGCCUAAGGUGCUUGGCCUACUCAAGAAGGUAUUCGUAAAGCGGUAA
Messenger RNA from Pleurotus ostreatus (oyster mushroom), 2325 nucleotides. RefSeq names its product glyceraldehyde-3-phosphate dehydrogenase 1. NCBI's taxonomy places the organism in Eukaryota, Fungi, Basidiomycota, Agaricomycetes, Agaricales, Pleurotaceae. The transcript has 9 exons. The record is from RefSeq and is a predicted model, not a curated record. Gene Ontology annotation, biological process: regulation of GTPase activity; regulation of actin cytoskeleton organization. Gene Ontology annotation, cellular component: cell cortex. Bases 1 to 2325 code for a protein of 774 amino acids. Gene Ontology annotation, molecular function: protein binding; GTPase activator activity.